Molecule: messenger RNA, 1407 nt
Organism: Closterium sp. Naga37s-1
Lineage: Eukaryota; Viridiplantae; Streptophyta; Zygnematophyceae; Desmidiales; Closteriaceae
Source: the annotation of a GenBank genome assembly
AUGGACCUGGAUAUCUCGUCUUGGAAGGCACAUUGCGGUCCGCUCGCAUGUGGGUACGCGUUUGACCGCAUCCUCAACGAUUUUGACCCGGUAGUUGGACACGACCCUGCGCCGCGCAUCGCCAAGCCCAAUCCACGGUCGCUGUCGACAUUGCGGCAGGAUGCAAAACGCGCCGCAAACGAGCUCGCCUUCAAAUCUCGCGUGCAUUUGACGCGAUGUGGGUCUGCGGACGGGAACGACGGGGAGGGUCACGAUCAAGAUGGUGGUCGCGGAGAGGAGGACGUUUCUACAGACGAUCCUGAGGAGGUCGCGUUGGAUAACCAGGGUGGUGAGUUGGUUGUGGAGCCGGACGCGGAAAACGUGGCGGCGGAUGAAGUGGACGAGGAGGAGGAGGAGGAGGAGGAGGAGGAGGAGGAGGAGGAGGAGGAGGAGGAGGAGGAGGAGGAGGAGGACGAGGACGAGGGGGGGGAGAACACUGGGGCAGGGGCAGCUGUCUCGCCCGCGACAGCCGGGAAGUCUUUUCGUGCCCUCACUGCUGCACUGUCCCCUCGUGCAGGAAGCGCGGCCCCAUCGGGCGAGGCUGCGGGCAAGAGCCCGGUCGCGGGGAAGCGGAAGCACAGCGAGCUCGUCAAGAUGAAUCUUGGUAAGCUCGCCGAGGAGAUUCUGCGCCAGGACGAGCAGGUGCGGACACAGAAGCGGCGUAUCGCCAAACUUGAGGCUCGCGUGUCCGCGAAGGGCAGUGGUGAUGCAGCCGCGCCGGUGAUCGGAUCGACUUUCGAGGAGCUCACUGCCACGGUGGAGAAGGUUCUGCGUCACGUGCAGCACACGGAGGCGGUGGUCAUCAAGGAGGCAAAGGCGGCCGCGAAGGACAGGGCCGAGAACCGCGAUCUCCGAGACGUGCUGAAACGCACUGCUGGUCGCGUGGAAGACUGCGUGGGCACGAUGAAGGUGGUUGUCGUGGACUCCAUGGAAUCCGCCCAGAAGAAGCUGACGGACGAAGUCUCGAGGAAGCUUACGGCUCGUCAACCUCCAUUGCCGUCUCCGCCGAACGCGCGAUCACGACCAACGGUGUCACCAACGCCCUCAACACCGUCAUCGCCAUGCUUUCUGGUCGCGCAAAUCCGCCCCCCCCCCACAGAUGCACCGCAGGAGAUGGAGCCGGUCGUGGUCGCGGACAAGGAGACAGGGAAGCGGGCCGCGGUACCGAGGGCUGAAACCAGCAGGGGUGGGAAGCGGCAGAAGGGUCCCGCGAUCCCAAGUGUCACGGACAUCCUGAAGAGCAAGGGGGGCGCGGUUGCAACGCGUGCAGUGCAUCAUGCUGCAGCAGGGUCGAUCCCGCAGGGAACCAGCGCGGGGGAUGCUGAUGCGAGACCGACGCCUGCACCCACGGCCGUGGUGGCUGGUUAG